AUGUUAAAUCUCAAAUUCAAUCUCUGCGCAAACAACCACCGACAACAACUCCAUAUUCUAGUCGCCGCUCCCACGAACCUCUGUCGUGUCGAACUUGCCUGGAGCAAUAGUCGCCCAAAGCCAAAGCCUCAUCUUCACCUUUCAACUUCCCAUUCCAAUCCGAUCUCGAGUCCCUCCUUCCUCUGCCCAGCUCCGGCUUCGGAUUCGGCCUCACCUUCACCUUCACCUUCAGCUUCAGCUUCAGCUUCACCUCCAGCUUCACCUCCAGCUUCACCUCCAGCUUCACCUCCAGCUUCACCUGCCUAA
Molecule: messenger RNA, 306 nt
Organism: Drepanopeziza brunnea f. sp. 'multigermtubi' MB_m1
Lineage: Eukaryota; Fungi; Ascomycota; Leotiomycetes; Helotiales; Drepanopezizaceae
Source: RefSeq, a predicted model, not a curated record